CCGCCGCUGUCUCCACGCUGCCCGCCGCGCCCGGGGGCAGCGUGUUCCCGGCCGGCGGCGGGCCCCUGCUCACGGGCGGCGCGGCCGUGCACAUCUCUGCCGCCGGAGCCUCCAAGGCCACCCUGUACUGCCGCGUCUUCCUGCUCGACGGUACCGAAGUGAGCGUGGACCUGCCGAAACAUGCCAAAGGCCAGGAUUUGUUUGAUCAGAUUGUGUAUCACUUAGACCUGGUGGAAACAGAUUACUUUGGCCUCCAGUUCCUCGACUCUGCCCAGGUUCCGCACUGGCUGGAUCAUUCCAAACCUAUAAAAAAGCAGAUGAAAAUUGGACCUGCUUAUGCUUUGCACUUUCGAGUUAAAUAUUAUUCUUCAGAACCGAACAACCUUCGUGAAGAGUUUACAAGGUACCUGUUUGUUUUACAACUCAGGCAUGACAUUCUUUCAGGAAAAUUGAAAUGCCCAUAUGAAACAGCUGUGGAAUUAGCCGCUCUCUGCCUACAAGCCGAGCUUGGGGAGUGCGAGCUUCCAGAACACACACCAGAGCUUGUGUCUGAGUUUCGGUUCAUUCCAAAUCAGACAGAAGCGAUGGAAUUUGAUAUCUUCCAGAGAUGGAAAGAAUGCAGGGGAAAGAGCCCUGCCCAGGCGGAACUCUCCUAUCUGAAUAAAGCGAAGUGGCUGGAAAUGUAUGGGGUAGACAUGCACGUUGUCAGGGGAAGAGAUGGCUGUGAAUAUUCUCUUGGACUGACCCCGACAGGCAUAUUAAUCUUUGAAGGAGCUAACAAAAUAGGCUUAUUCUUUUGGCCGAAAAUUACCAAGAUGGAUUUUAAAAAGAGCAAAUUGACGCUGGUGGUGGUGGAGGAUGAUGACCAGGGCCGGGAGCAGGAGCACACGUUCGUGUUCCGCCUGGACAGCGCCCGGACCUGCAAGCACCUGUGGAAGUGCGCCGUGGAGCAUCACGCCUUCUUCCGGCUGCGGACGCCAGGAAACGGCAAGUCCAACAGGUCGGACUUCAUCCGGCUGGGCUCGCGCUUCCGGUUCAGUGGGCGGACCGAAUAUCAAGCGACCCAUGGCGCCAGGUUACGAAGAACCAGCACCUUCGAGAGGAAGCCUAGUAAACGCUACCCAUCCCGAAGACAUUCGACGUUCAAAGCAAGUAACCCAGUGAUAGCAGCUCAGUUCUGCCCUAAAACAAAUCCUGAAGUCCAUAAUUACCAGCCUCAGUAUCAUCCCAAUCUCCACCCCGGCCAACCUCGGUGGCACCCACACUCUCCAAACAUAAGCUACCCGCUCCCUUCCCCAGGGCUCAGCAGCUCGGACCGGCUGCCUUUCGGCCUCGAGGAGAACGGGGGCGCUCCGUUUACCACCAAGCCUUCGGGAAGGCAUCACCAUCACCAUCACCAACACCAGCACCAUACCAGCUAUGGCCUCUCGCUGACCCUGGAGAGCAAGGAGGGGCUUUCCAGGUCCCCAAACUCCAGCAGUAAAUCCCUUACAAAACUGAGUCCGGGAACACCUGCCCUUUUCAGCGAAGCCGCUGCCCAUCUAAAGAAGCUGGAACUGGAAACUGUGAAGCCUGCUGGACCCUGGCCUGCUCUGCACAUCAAUAUAAAUAAGGCCGAAGAGAAAAAAGUUUCUGAGAAGACUCUUCAGACCCCACUUUUGCCGUCCCCCGUGGCUGAUCACGUGAAGUGUAACAUUUUGAAGGCCCAGCUGGAGAACGCGUCCCGAGUGAGUGCCCAGGUUGGAAAAGAGGAAUCAACGUUUGUAAAUAUUAAUAAGAAAUCCACUCUUCAGGACGCUAAUGUAAGAAGUCCUAUUCCUAUACGUGUGGAAACUACACAACCAGCUAUGGAAAAGCCGGAGAUCAAGCCUCCCCGAGUGCGGAAGUUAACAAGACAAUACAGCUUUGACGAAGACGACCUCCCUCCAGACCUGGCCGAGGCAGUGGGAGCGACCACAGCUCCAACCACGGCCACCGCCACCGCCACACCAGUCUCAGUGCCGCUGCUGUCCCCCAAAGUUCACAAGAUCAGCUCGCCUCAGAACUCAGAAGGCAAGGGCCAGCUGUCCCCGGGGGCCAAGAGCCCCUCUAACCGCGGAGGUGCCUUUACCUUGGAGCCGGGGGAUCUCCUAAUGGAUUUCACGGAAGCCACUCCUCUGGCAGAGCCCGCCAGCGCCCCCCACUGUGCCCACUCUCGCUGUUCUCCUCCACUCUCUCUCCCCAUGAAGGAAGAGACCACUGGAGUUUGCAUGCACCCUCCAAUCAAAACGAGGCUGAUAAAAACAUUCCCGGCUGAUCCAGUGACCCCUUUUCCUGAUCCUUUCAUAACAGGGCCACAGUUUACCGCAGACUUUAGAGACAGUAAAUUACAGUGCUCUCCUGGCCAGUCUUCCCCGCUGAUCCCAGCGGCGACCCUGAGGCCCUUGACAGAGGCCGUGUCCACAGCGCAGACCGUCUACACCAUUCGGAAGCCUGUUUCUCCGGCGACAAGUGCAGAGACCCUCCGGCAGGAACUGGAGAGAGAGAAAAUGAUGAAAAGACUGCUGAUGACCGAACUGUGAAACUCUGCCCGGUUGCCUGGAGGAUGGCAUGGUGCCUUCUGGACGUUUCCUUUCUCCGGGCUUCGCGUGCUCGCGGUAGCGCAGCCUACAAACGUGCGCUCUGUUCGCCCAGGUCUCCAUGGUCAAAGCCAACCUCUGGCUUGACUUUCAUUGGAAAAGUUAUUUACUGUCUCCUGAGUAUUAGAGGUUUUCCUACUACUCAAUGUAGUUGAGACAAAAUUUGGUAAGCCUAGGAGAAGAAAGAUGGGAAAACCGGGAUUCCUUCUCAGAAGCACCUGUGUGUACAUAUGAAUAACCACAGGGGUUAACAUGGCAUGGAAUCCUUUGUUCUCAGUCUCAACCAUGUGAUUUUGUAUGACUGACACUUGCACCAAGCUUUGACUGUUUGUUAAAGAGUCAUUUUUAAUGAGAGAAUAAUUCUUUACUGCUGGUUUUCCAUUUACACUGGUAAAUGCACAGAUCUUAUAACGUCUUUAACAUUCAUUUUUAUUCAGACACGAGUAGGUGAACUAAAAAAGGAAAGUUGCAAUCACCAGGACUGAAGUUAUUUCAGCUUAAUCUGAAAUAUAAUUUAACUUGUGAAUUUGAGGGUUAUGAUAUUAUGGGGGAUACACAGACUUUAUUAUUGAACCCAAAGUAAAAGCUUAAAUUGUCUGAAAUAGUUGAAAUUGUCUAAAAAUCCUUACAAAGGGAUUUGAUAGCAGGAUUCAUUUGGGUGUUCCAUGAAGGGAAAUUAUCUCUAAAGUUGAUCAACUCAUGUCCUGUUGAUAGAAACUUGACCAGAAGAAACUUUGCUCUUUUUUAUAUAGUUUCAAGAAAUGUGUUUUUAAAUUUUUCUUAUGCACUUGAACAACUUUGCAGGAAUAAAAGAACCCCCUAACCACAAACUAACCCUCCAAAUUGCUUCCCACCCUUUCUCAAUGCAUAUGCACACAUUUUUUCAUCAGUAUGAUCAUUGUGAACAUAAUAUUUGAUUACUUCCUCCAUCUAACACAUAUCUUCUCUUUUCAACACUGAUCCUGCUCUCACCACUUACAAUUUCUUUGUAUUCAUGUAAUGUGGUUAACCUCACUUGUUGCCAUUUCUAGAUAUUUGAGUUAUAUCCUAUUUUUCAUUCUCAUAAAUAGUGCUGCUAUGAAUGUCUUUGUAAAAAAUAAAAUGUUUCUUCCUUUGGAUUCUUCCCUUGGGAGUAUCUCCAAAGAGAGAUUACAAGGUCAAAGAGCAUGAAGUAUUUUAUAGCUCUUGUUUCAUAUUGUCAGAUUGCUUUCUAGAAAGAUCCAGUCUCCUGGUUGAAAGGACCUUAGAGGUCAUCAAGUUCAACCUCCCAUCCUCUCUAAAUGCUUGAAACCCCUCUACAAUUUUUGAUGCCACCAGCAAUGUAUAAGCAUUUCUAUUUACCAAUAGUUCUGCCAGUAUUGGGUUUUGCCAUUUUAAUUUAUUUUUGCUAGUUUAAUAAGUGCAUAUAGUUGUUCUUAAAAGGUUGUUUUAUUUCAUUAAUUGCUAGCAAAGCUGAGCACUUUUCCAUGUGAUGACUUAGUAGCUGUAUUUCCUUGUGUGUAAAAUAUCCAUCCAUUUCUUAUGACCACUUAAGUGGGAUUGAUCUCAUAUAUUUGUAUCAGAAUUGUAUUUUUAUGUUGUAUUGUAUACUUUGCUCUCCUCUCCCUCUCCUUAAAUCUGAAUGGUGCCAAUAAUUUGAUACUAAUGAUAUAAAAAAAAAAGCAAUGCCUCAUUGACUAGCAUUGUUGUGAAAUGAGGUAAUGUACGCAAAUAUUCAGAUAACAGAGGAUUAACCCUUUUAAGUGACGAAUCUUUACAAUUUUAAUAUUUUUUGAGGGAAAUCUUUCUAAAAUAUAUUACGCACUUCCCUGCCUUAGUAAACAGAGUACAUUGGAGAGUAUUUAACCUUUUCUUGAUGAGUCAUCAUCAUUACAAACAUCAGCCCCUUUGUACCUUGGUGUGGUGUCGUGAUGUCAUCCGGAGCCUGUCCAAACAUGCAGGGCUCGGCUUGCCUUUCACAGACUAACGCUCUUCUCGUUGAUGGUUUGCACUGCUGUCUGCUCUACUGGUGAAGCUGUCAGGGGCAACUGUGGUAUCUGGGAACUUUUACCCCCUUCCAUAUAACCCGGCCCCUGGCUGUAUUUAAACAGCUUUCGCCGUUCUUUAUGUUGUGCACACGAUACAAAAUGUGUUCUGUACAAUAUGGGGGAAGUGUUUGUGUCUCGGGUUGUCACGUCCUGCCGAUCCCUCCUCUUCUAACCUGCUUUCUGAGUCUUCUGCUCUUCACCUCCUGCUCUCUGAUGGAAACCUCCAGGGCAAAACUGAAGUUUUCUUGAGGAAGCCAGGAAACGCAGUGUUACAUGCGUGUCAGAUUGGCUUUGCUUCUGAGGAGGGGGCAGUGCAUGGGGUUUUGGGCCAUUGUUCUCAGGAGGCUCUGAGCCUGCUGCUUCUUCCUACACGGCCCCCUGCGUCACAGAUGUUUCGGAAGGUCGAUGUCACUGGAAGUCUGAUCAUGAACAAGUUGGCUCUUACUGUAUAUGAAAACCCAGUACCUCUGGCAGCUCAACUCUAACCAGUAAAAUCAAGAGGAUUCCAUCCUUUCA
Molecule: messenger RNA, 5161 nt
Organism: Odocoileus virginianus texanus
Lineage: Eukaryota; Metazoa; Chordata; Mammalia; Artiodactyla; Cervidae
Gene: EPB41L4B
Product: erythrocyte membrane protein band 4.1 like 4B
Cellular component (GO): cytoskeleton
Molecular function (GO): cytoskeletal protein binding
Source: RefSeq, a predicted model, not a curated record